Malania oleifera is the source of this 549-nucleotide messenger RNA. RefSeq names its product ATP synthase subunit beta, mitochondrial-like. The transcript is spliced from 4 exons. Gene Ontology annotation, molecular function: ATP binding. Gene Ontology annotation, biological process: proton motive force-driven mitochondrial ATP synthesis. The record is from RefSeq and is a predicted model, not a curated record. Lineage: Eukaryota; Viridiplantae; Streptophyta; Magnoliopsida; Santalales; Ximeniaceae. Bases 1 to 549 code for a protein of 182 amino acids.
AUGGGAAUCAACCUUGAGUUGUCUGUCAAUUGUGCGAUAAGUCUGGCCAUGUUGCCAAAGUAUGCAGAUCACGUUCCUUACCCAUCACUUGGCCACAAAGCCAACUUCACUCAUGACACUCCGAGUAAUCAGUCAGGUUGGAUAGUUGACUCUGGGGCAUCUCAUCACAUCACCUCAGAUUUGCAUAACCUAUCCAUUUACUCUGAGUGUGGUAGCAAUAAUGAUGUCAUGGCUGGAAAUGGUGGAAAGAUUGGGUUGUUUGGUGGUGCAGGUGUUGGAAAAACAAUACUUAUAAUGGAACUUAUUAACAAUGUUGCAAAAGUUCAUGGUGGUUUCUCUAUGUUUGCUGGUGUCCGAGAACGCACUCGAGAGGGUAACGACCUGUAUAGAGAAAUGAUGGAAAGUGGUGUCAUUAAGCUUGGGGACAAGCAGGAUGAGAGCAAAUGUGCUCUUGUAUAUGGUCCAAUGAAUGAGCCCCCCGGUGCUCAUGCCCCUGUUGGGCUUACUGGCUUGACAAUGGCCGAGCAUUUUCAAGAUGCUCAAGGGUAG